Messenger RNA from Arachis stenosperma, 1239 nucleotides. RefSeq lists its product as uncharacterized. The record is from RefSeq and is a predicted model, not a curated record. Lineage: Eukaryota; Viridiplantae; Streptophyta; Magnoliopsida; Fabales; Fabaceae. Bases 1 to 1239 code for a protein of 412 amino acids. The transcript is spliced from 3 exons.
AUGAAGUUUAUUUGCGAAGUGGUGAUAUUAUCAUUGUCAAUUAUAGUAAUACAAUCGAGCAUCACAUUCUCACAAGAACUUGGAAGUCCAAAUCAUAUCAAGACAACUACUUUUUAUACCAAAACGUUCGUACUGGAACCAGGAAAGGUUAGCAGACAAACUUUUUUUGAUGUUGAGUUUCCAAGAGGCCACAUUGGAAUCAAGAAUUUACAAGCCGAACUAGUUGAUGAACAUGGAAACUCUAUACCACUGUAUGAGGCUUACCUGCACCAUUAUUUUGUUUUAAGAUAUUUUGAAAAUAUCACCAUGUCACAACAUGCUAAUAAAAGUCAACCUAAUUACGGUAAGUAUUUUAAGAGAAAUGAUGGUGCAUGUCAAACUUUCGUUAAUUCAAUUUCUUGGGGUCUUGGAGUUGACGCACGAAGAACUAGUACAGAACUACCAGAUCCAUUUAGAGUAGAAGUAGGUACGCAUCCUGAGGAUGUUCCAAAGGAGUAUGAUGAAGAGAAAUGGUUAAUCAAUAUUUUGGUCAUUGACACACGUGGUGUAGAAGACAAGAAAGGUUGCUCCCAAUGCAGAUGUGACCUUUUAGACGUCAAAAGUAAAGAUUUGACAAACACAACAGGCAUUGAUGGAACACCAUUGUCUAGUGAUUACAAAGGAGGAAUUUUUUGUUGCGAGAAGAAGUCUCAAUGCAAAUUACAACAGGGAUACAAUGAAAAACAAAAGAGAAAAGUUGCUAUUAAAUAUACAAUAUCAUGGGUUGAAUGGGAUCAACAGCAAGUGCCUCUUAAGUUUUAUAUUCUUGAUGUUACUGAUCAAGUCACAUAUAAUGGAUCCGAACCAAUUCAUCAUUGCGCGGUAGAGUAUUCUAUAAAUCCAGAAAAGACUGAUGAAGGACACUACCAUAUUAAGAAAACAAAUAUUCCAAUGACAAAAGGUGGUAGUCUCAUCUAUAUUACUGCUCAUGUACAUUCAGGAAUUGUUAAUGCAACUUUAUAUGGAGAGGAUGGAAGAAGAUUAUGUGAAAUUAAGCCAAUAUAUGGAACGGGAAAAGAUGCAGGCAAUGAAGAAGGUUAUGCUGUUGGAGCGUCUGGUUGCUAUCCAAAACCAGGCUCUAUGAAGAUUAAAGAUGGUGAAAAUUUAACUGCAGAAUUUAUACAUGAAAACAAAUAUACCACUGGACUUAUGGGGCAUUUCUAUGUCUAUUUGGCAGAAGACUUACCAAAAUCUUUGUAA